AUGAAAACGUUUCCCGUGACGUCAUUAUUCCCAAACGCCACCAGUCUGAGACACUCCGACAGUUCCGCCUUCGACAGGAUUCCGUGUUGUUUUCAUCCUUUCAACCCAGCGCUCCACGGCAUUUCAGAAAGACUACCAACACCUUACAACUUCCCUCCUUUUUUCCCGUCACCCACAGUUCAGCCCUACCCAGGCUUUCCGGAUCCCACUUCAUUUCGUCCGAGCAGGCUUUCAUUCCCGGUUUGUUCCACGUUGUUGGCAAUGCCACCCAUGCCAUCGAUGCCAAAACCAACAGAAGAAGAAACAAGGGGUAUUCACGAAAAUCUCUGGACAAAUGUGGACCCCAGAAUUCCGUUCACGACCUAUUUUCUUAAUUUAACCAAACUACUGAGAGAGUCGCAGAAGAAGGGAGAUAACCAGAGACCCGAAGGAGAAACCUUCAACAAAUCGUUCAGUUCAGAUGGCUCGGAUUCCAAUCACGACGUGGUUGCCAAUAGCAACACCAUUUGCAGUCAAACGAGUGAGGACCUUAAUAGGUCAGAUGUCGGCAGCGAGUAUAAAACAGAUUUCAAAAUAAAAACAACUGCAGCGCCAUUACCGGAAAUGACGACAGCUGUAAAUCUCGAAAGACCAAGGCCGCCUGUUGAUUACAGUAAACUAUUCACGCCGCAUGUUAUGGCGGGAAAUUUGAAUACGGCGCUAUUUCAUCCUGCGUUUUUGCAAAUGAGCGGUUUGAAUUUGCGUCGACCAACCAUAUCUUCGGACAAACCAGCGCCGAUUAAAAAGUACAAAUGUGAUAUCUGCGGAAAGGGAUUCUCGAGAAGUAACACACUGGUGACACAUAAGCGCAUUCACACCGGAGACAAACCUUUCAAAUGCGAGGUGUGUGACAGAGCCUUUAGACAGCCGGGCAACCUGACGCGCCACCGCCUCACCCACACGACCGUCAAGCCGUACGUGUGCGUCACGUGCUCCAAGGCCUUCAACCGAGCCUCGAACCUGCACACGCACAUGCGCACUCACACCAACUACAAACCCUUCGUGUGCACGUACUGCGGGAAGGGCUUUCAUCAGAAGAUAGACAUGAAGAUACAUUGCUAUACUCAUACAGGUGAGCGGCCUCACACGUGCGAUCUCUGCGGUAAAGGAUUCACUCUCGCCAGUACGUUAAACACUCACAGACGAACUCACGCUUCCAGAAACCACACGAUCGGUAACCAGGACGAGGCGGAACUCGCGGACGAGGCGCCCGACAAUAAGCCUCGAACGGACGACAGGGGAGAUAACUUUACCAUUACGUCAAACAGACGUUCGACACAACACUCGUACUGUUGA
Messenger RNA from Gigantopelta aegis, 1335 nucleotides. Its product is annotated as zinc finger protein 626-like. The record is from RefSeq and is a predicted model, not a curated record. Gene Ontology annotation, molecular function: RNA polymerase II cis-regulatory region sequence-specific DNA binding; DNA-binding transcription factor activity, RNA polymerase II-specific. The transcript is spliced from 3 exons. Gene Ontology annotation, biological process: regulation of transcription by RNA polymerase II. NCBI's taxonomy places the organism in Eukaryota, Metazoa, Mollusca, Gastropoda, Neomphalida, Peltospiridae. Gene Ontology annotation, cellular component: nucleus. The coding region runs from base 1 to 1335 and encodes 444 amino acids.